Messenger RNA from Cuscuta europaea, 3061 nucleotides. NCBI's taxonomy places the organism in Eukaryota, Viridiplantae, Streptophyta, Magnoliopsida, Solanales, Convolvulaceae. The record is from the annotation of a GenBank genome assembly.
UAUUACUCUUUCUCUCUCUAGUAUAUUACAAACUCCGACGAGUAGUAAAUGAGAGGACUGUGAGCCCUCAUUCCAGAACAAGUUGAACAAAAGGACUAAAGGGAAGGACAGAAGAAGAAAGAAAAAGGGGAGUUGGAAAUGUCAAACUCCGAUCACCAGAGCUACCCAUACCCAUACCACCACCACUCCGACACGGAAGUCAUCGGAGCUGAUAGGAAGCUGUACAGCGGCCCACUGAAUCAGAGGGCCGGGAAAAGGAGCGCCCGGCUCAACCUCGCCGGAGACUCUAGCUCGUCGGAGUUAGGGAUCCCGCCGGCCAAACCCUCAAAUGAGGACUCCUACGUAGAGAUCACCCUCGACGUCCGAGAGGACUCUGUUGCCGUCCACAGCGUGAAGACAGCCGCCGGCGCUGACGUGGAGGACCCGGAGCUUGCUCUGCUGGCAAGGGGUUUGGAGAAGAAGACCAACUUGGGAUCCUCCGUGGUUAGAAACGCUUCUUCCCGAAUACGGCAGGUGUCGCAAGAGCUGAAGCGUUUAGCUUCACUGACGACGCGGACCCAUCACGGCGCCGGCAGGAUUGACCGGAAUAAGUCCGCCGCUGCUCAGGCUCUGAAAGGGCUCAAGUUCAUCAGCAAGACGGACGGAGCCUCUGGCUGGGCCCCAGUCGAGAAGCGGUUCGACCAGCUAACUGCCUCCACCAGUGGGUUGCUCCCGCGGGCAAAGUUUGGUGAAUGCAUAGGUAUGAACAAGGAGUCAAAGGAAUUUGCUGACGAGCUAUUCGAUGCACUAGCUAGGAGGAGAAACAUAACCUUUGAUUCCAUCAACAAGAUACAGCUCCAAGAAUUUUGGGACCAAAUCUCUGAUCAGAGUUUCGACACCCGCCUUCAAACCUUCUUUGAUAUGGUUGACAAAGAUGCAGACGGGGCAAUCACUGAAGAAGAAGUCAGAGAGAUCAUAAGCCUAAGUGCUUCUGCAAACAAGCUGUCAAAUAUCCAAAAACAAGCAGAUGAAUAUGCGGCCAUGAUUAUGGAGGAACUAGAUCCUAGCAACCUAGGAUACAUCAAGAUUGAGAAUUUGGAGAUGCUGUUAUUGCAAGCUCCAAGCCAGACAGUAAGGGGGCAUGAGAGCCGCAAUUUGAGCCAAAUGCUGAGCCAAAAACUGAAGCCGACGGUGGAGCUGAACCCUCUGAUCCGAUGGUACAGAGAUUUCAAGUACUUCAUGUUGGACAAUUGGCAGAGAGGUUGGGUGCUUCUACUGUGGAUCGGAGCCAUGGGUGGGCUGUUUGCUUGGAAAUACAUUCAGUAUAAGAACAAAGCUGCUUAUGAUGUUAUGGGUGCCUGUGUUUGUAUGGCUAAAGGUGCUGCCGAAACACUUAAGCUGAACAUGGCUAUCAUUCUCUUACCUGUCUGUAGAAACACCAUUACAUGGCUCAGAAACAAGACCAAGUUAGGCAUUGCGGUCCCUUUUGAUGACAACCUCAACUUUCAUAAAGUGAUAGCAGUGGCUGUUGCGAUUGGGGUAGGAAUACACGCAAUAGCUCACUUGACGUGUGACUUCCCUAGGCUUCUGCACGCUAGCCGGGAAAAGUACGCUCCGAUGGAGCAGUUUUUUGGGCAUCAGCCACAAAACUACUGGUGGUUUGUGAAGGGAGUUGAAGGGGUGACAGGGAUUAUUAUAGUGGUGUUGAUGGCUAUAGCUUUCACCCUGACUACUCCAUGGUUUAGAAGGAAUAGAGUGACAUUGCCAAAACCCUUUAACAAGAUUACUGGUUUCAAUGCCUUUUGGUAUUCCCACCAUCUCUUUGUGAUUGUAUACGCUCUCCUCAUUGUCCAUGGUAUCAAGCUCUAUUUGACACAUAAGUGGUACAUGAAAACGACAUGGAUGUACUUGACUAUUCCUGUGAUAGUUUAUGCUUGUGAAAGAUUGCUUAGGGCAUUGAGGUCUAGUGUUAAGCCUGUCAAGAUUCUCAAGGUGGCUGUCUAUCCUGGAAAUGUUUUAGCACUUCAUAUGUCAAAGCCUCAGGGCUUCAGAUACAAAAGUGGUCAAUACAUGUUUGUCAACUGCUCUGCAGUUUCUCCUUUUGAAUGGCACCCCUUUUCAAUUACAUCUGCCCCAGGAGAUGACUAUGUUAGUGUCCACAUUAGAACGCUUGGUGAUUGGACAAGACAGCUCAAAACUGUAUUCUCAGAGGUAUGCCAGCCACCACCUAAUGGGAAAAGUGGACUCCUAAGAGCAGAUUUUCUGCAAGGGAAUGAUAUUCCCAACACAAGACUACAAGAAAUAUGAUGUGGUUCUGCUAGUAGGCCUUGGAAUAGGAGCAACCCCAAUGAUCAGCAUAGUGAAGGACAUUGUGAACAACAUGCAGGCAAUGGAGGAAGAAGACAGUGGGGUGGAGAAUGGGCAUGGAGUUGGCAGCAACAAUGGAGGAAGAAACUUUAAGACAAGAAAGGCAUACUUCUAUUGGGUAACGAGGGAGCAAGGGUCAUUUGACUGGUUCAAAGGGAUCAUGAAUGAAGUGGCUGAGAUGGACCAUAAGGGAGUCAUAGAGAUGCACAACUAUUGCACCAGUGUCUAUGAAGAAGGCGAUGCACGUUCCGCCCUCAUCACUAUGCUUCAGUCCCUCCACCAUGCCAAGAGUGGUGUAGACAUCGUUUCUGGAACUCGCGUUAAGUCUCAUUUUGCCAAGCCUAACUGGCGCAACGUAUACAAACGUAUUACCCUCAAUCACACCAAUGGCAAAGUUGGGGUUUUCUAUUGUGGGGCACCAGCAUUGACAAAAGAGCUAAGACAACUAGCCUUGGAUUUUUCUCGGAAGACAUCCACCAAGUUUGAUUUCCACAAAGAAAAUUUUUGACCUAGUAAUUACUAAAAUUAAGAAUAGAUCGCACAACUACUACCAAUGUCUAGUGUACAGAGGCUCUUGAUUGUUGAAUUAAUAUUGUAUCAGUUUUGCAUAAUGUUUGUAUCGACUGGAAUAUUUAAAAAAUGUCGUGCCAUAUGUUGACAGUUACACGGGUAGUGGAAUUUCUGUAGAUAUAAAUGUCUAAUCAUAUACUUCCUG